UCGCCUUCCCUCUCCCCGGCGGCGCACCUGCUCCGCGGCGCGCUCCGUCCGCCAUGGGGGGCUCCCUGGCCCCCAACAGCUCCCUCCUCGCCACGCCCAGGCCGGGCUCUCCGCAGGGCGGCGGCGGCGCUGGCGGGCCCGGCGCUGCUUCCUCUCCGUCCGGGGAUGGGCCGGGCUACCGUGGCUGCGAGAACGGGGCCCUGAUGGACAGCUUCGGCAUCUUCCUGCAGGGGCUGCUCGGGGUCGUGGCCUUCAGCCUCCUCAUGCUGAAACGCUUCAGAGAACCAAAGCAUGAAAGGCGUCCUUGGAGAAUUUGGUUUUUGGAUACUUCCAAACAAGCCAUAGGGAUGUUGUUCAUCCACUUUGCCAAUGUGUAUUUAUCAGACCUUACUGAAGAGGACCCUUGUUCACUGUACCUUAUCAACUUUCUGCUGGAUGCCACCUUGGGAAUGCUGCUAAUUUACGCUGGUGUGCGGGCAGUAAACAGAGUUGUUGAAUGGCAGCAGUGGGAUUCCCUUCGCUUUGGUGAAUAUGGUGACCCCCUUCAGUGCAGUGCUUGGGUGGGCCAGUGUGCAUUGUACAUAGUGAUCAUGAUGUUUGAGAAAACCAUCAUCAUCAUAGUUCUCCUAAUACCUCAGUGGAAAGAGGUAGCUGUAUUGAAUCCUAUAAAGAAUCCUCAAUUGGAGCUGGCUAUUGUCAUGCUAAUAGUCCCCUUCUUUGUAAAUGCAUUCAUGUUCUGGGUAGUUGAUAACUUCCUUAUGAAGAAAGGAAAAACAAAAGCUAAACUUGAAGAAAAAGAAGCUGGGCAGGAUUCAAGGAAUGGAAGCAAAGUUCGAUACAGAAGAGCAGCCUCGCACGAAGAGUCUGAGUCAGAGAUCCUAAUUUCAGCAGACGAUGAAAUGGAAGAAUCAGAUGUUGAAGAGGAUCUUCGGAGACUGACUAACUUAAAGUCUGUAAAGAAAAAGAAGCACCGAUUUGGUCUGCCUGUAUGACAGAUUCUGUGGCCUGCACAUUUGCGGGUUUUAUGACAGAUGCUUCUAUGGACAGUGGAUUUUUCACUUGGCAACACUAUGCUUAUUGCCUGGAAACUGACUCAGAAGAAACAGAACAUGGAUAGUUGGGAAAGCUACCUGUUCAGUUGCACUAUGGAAACACUGACCAAAUAUGCAAGAGUACCUUUUCAUCAUGGGUGGAAAAAUUCUUGUUACCAAGGCGAUUUGUACGCAACCCUUUCGGAAAAGGCGCCAUAGAGCACCAUUGUUUCUACUAUGGUUCCUGAACGAUAUUAUGAGAGAGACGUCGGAUUAGCAACAUUUGAAUCAGUAUGUUUUAUUACUUAAAAAAACAAAGGCUUUUGCAACAUAUUCCUAGGACAGAAUAGUUUUGCAGUUACAAAUCGUAACUUACCCUGUAAUAUUCUUAUGUAACUUUACUUCUUAAGGGUACUUUUGGCUGUCAAAAUUGCCCCACCCUCCUACCCCAAAGCUCCUCUAACCUAUUUGAACUUUUAUAUUUAAGUUAUAUUUUCAUACUGGGAUAUUUAAGGAUUGUGUUUGUCAAAGAAAAUUAUGUUGUUACUUUCUGUGCGUGGUGAAAAGGUCAAAAAAGUGCAGCAAAAAAAUAUAUUAUUUUUCAUUGUGUCUGUCGUAUAAAGGAGAGUCAUGUGACAAAGGGAAAUGGUGGCCAAGUGGCUACUAGUUACACAUGGCCUUGAAUGGGAGAUCUGCACAAGCCUGGCUAAACCAAAACACAGUGAAAGGCAGCAAGUACUUGGCAGAUUAAGUCCCUGGUCACUUCUGUGACCUGAAGACCAUUUGGUGUAUACAUGGUCCUGUGCACUUUAGCAUAAAAGCAACAAUAAUUGGCAAUUCUAUUUGUCACCGAACAUUUUAGAGACCUCAGCAAUGUUGGUUUCUUAAGUACUUGCAAGUCUUCUGAGCCCAUAUCUCAACUAUUCCAAAUCUCAAGCAACAUUCCUUUUCUAUAUAUAUGAUAUUACAAUCUUUCCUUGAAACGAUAACAGUUGGGCCUUCAUGUGAUCGACAACUAUGAAUAGUGAUGUAACAGGAUUUGUAAUUCUGUUCUUCCUUAGAGUGUUUCUUAGUGCUACAAAGUGUGCUGAUCACUUCUAGCAGUAACUCAUUCCUCAAUUUCCUAAGAACAAAAUAAGGCCAGAAGUAACAGCACCUAAUACGUAUAUUCACCCAUUAACAACAUCAUGGUAGUUGCUGCUUUUGUUGUUCUGCUAUCCUAUGGUAACUGAGAAUAUCUCUCUUGUCAAUGGAAUACUUGCCUACCUGAUAUGGUGCCCACAACUUAUUUCGAUGCUAGUUACUUACUGUUUGGCAGUUUUCCAUGCUCAUUUAAAUCUUUGAUGCAACAAAACAGCAAAAGUGUUUUCAGAAUAAGAAGGGGGGGGGAAUGCAAAUCUGUAAUUUAUGGUAUCUGAAUAUCAGACUGUAUUUCAAGCCUUACAACACUGUCAACGACAGGAGCUCGGACUUUUCAGAUAUAUUUUUUUACAGUUUUUAUAUGUGUAGUCUGUCUUAAAUGUGGUCGGCUACACAAGCAGCUGGUGUGGUGGGAUAUCACUGGACUUUGGGAUGUACAAUACAAGGCUCCAUUGUUGCUUUUUGCUAGCUUGACAGCGGUAGUUCUGAGGGGAGUGACAUUUGCCUCACUUGCCCUGCUGCCCAUAAGAAGCAUCUUAGUGGGUGAUGCAUUUCGGAACUACAUAAUGAAUGGUGGGGGUUGUUUCUUUUGCACAGCAUCGUAUCUGCAAUACGUUGUUACAUGUUGGUGUUCAGGCUGAAAACAACGGGAAACAAUGCUUAUCUCAAUAUAAAGUUGAGUGAAGCCUCUAUUAGGAGGCGGGGAAAUGCCUGUUCUCUCAAGAAUCACACCUGAAGGCAGGUUCCAUCACACCUUUGUGAGAUUCUUGGGGACAAAUUAGAUGUUUUGGGGAGGCCUUCCCAAUACAUCCACAUCCUUAUCCUUAGUAAGAUUUAUAUGCAAAUAACAUGUAUGGGCCUCCUCUGAAUUGGGGCCAAAGCAGAGGGGAAAGGAUUAAAGCACCUCUCAUCUCCCUCAUGCCUGGGUCCCUGUGCAGAUGGGGUGGUCCACACCUGUAAUCUAUUUUUAAAAGUUCAUUCAGGGACUCAGAAUUGUGUGGAUGGCAUCAGAAUGGCAGAUACGGUAAUUUAACUUACUUUAUCUGAGGUAGUGAAACAAACCGAGAUGAAACCAUAGGCCAUUUAUUUACUUUUCAGUUCUAAUAAUACCUAUGUAGCUGACUAAAUCCAAAAGCUUAACUUUAUUCAUUUCUUCCUGUGGCUUCAGUUACAUGAAAUGUCUGUUUUAAACAGUGUUGGGAUGGGGAAUUGUAAAAAAUGAACCCAAAGCCUUAAUUGUGUUAAAUAUUCCAACUUAGAGGAGACCUCAGAUUUACCAUUUUAUUGAACAGUAUGAGGCAUCGGAGAGCAGCUUAAUUCAAAAACCUAAAGAAUAAAAGGUUCGGCUUUUUUGCUGCAUUGUUCUAUUUCAUGGUGCUUUUUGCCUCUUGCAGCUUGACAUGAUGAAGCAGUGCUGGCCAAAGAUGGGUUUAAAAUGCUCAUAUGUCAGUAAGUGUGCAUGGACCACAUUUAAGAACAAUAAAAAUGGCCUUUGUGGGUCGCAUCUAGGUCUGUGUUUCCCGCAGCAGUCAGAUUCCUCUAGGCCAGCCUUUCUCAACCUUGGCUCCCCAUUUGUUGUUGGACUACAACUCCCAUAAUCCCUGACCAGGGGCCUCCUGGCAUGGGAUGCUGGGAGUUGUAGUCCAACAAUGUCUUGAGGACCCAAGGCUGAGAAAGGCUGCUCUAGCUGUUACGCGGGACAUGGUUGUCACGGCUAUUAGAUCAGUUGUCUGUAAACAUCCACAAAGCUGUCAAAGCUAGUGGUCAUUGCUACAUCACAUCAGAGUUAACAGGUGAAGAAGUUGGAGAAUGGCUUGAAUUUUGCUGUAAGCUCUUCUGUAAAAGAAACUAAUUGCUUUUGUAAAGGUGCAAUAGAAUAAAGGAACAAUAAUUUUGAAUGGGGGCAGGGGCAGGAUCCAGCCUAGCUGAAAUAGGCUAUGUUUUGUUCUUUACAGUGCUGCCUUUUUGCUUGCACUUAGAUUGAUUUUGGGUGUAUUGGCUUGCUCUUCAGCGAGUUGUGGCAGGUUGAAGAGGGCAGAGGAAGUAGGCGAAACCUAAGUCGAACUCUGAAGGUCAAUUUGUAAAGAUCUCGUCACAAAAAAAGUGUAGGCUACUUCAGUCUGUGCUUGAGAAACCUGAUUCUAAUGUGAUCCAGUUCUUUCUACGCUUACCGGUAAAACAAAAAUAGUACCGUGUGCUGAAUUCAAUGGAGAGACUAUGAGUUUCCCCUUGCCAAAUGGAUGAGAUCCAAAAAUGAAAGAGACCAUGAUUUGCCUCGUUGACUGUGCAUGAUAUCAUGUGCCCGACAUAUUUAUUUGGGACAUCCUGUGGUGGUUAUGUAGUCAUCAUUUUCUGUUUUUAAACAUAUUAGUGUCUCCCAUACUAUGUUUAAAUGAAAUGCUGUGUGUUAAUGUUGCUGGGAAAAAAUGUGUUCCAAGCUUCUCUUCAGGGAAAAGACCUCAUACUCGUUGAUUUGUGAACUGAACUACAGCAAUGCAAAGUGUUCCAAAGGCAUUCCCCUCACAAGCAUGUGCUUGGUUUUCAGCUAUGCCUUGCUGGAAGGAGAGCGGUGGGAGGAGGGCUGUUCAGCCUUAACAUUUCCUAUUUUGAAAUCUGGGCAUCUUCGCCCCUGUGCAUGGCUAAUUGCAGCUCUGCGGCAUCCGUACAAAAGCAGUGUGGUGGUGAACGCAACAAAACCAGCCACAUCGGCCGAUAGGAAACUUGCAAUACAUCAAAACUUUUGUAAAAGUUUCCAGUUAAAUGACAGGAAAUUACUAUGGUUUUACAAAGCAAAUGUGGUGUUUUUUUUAAAGGGAUACUCUUUGCAAUUAGGAUUUUUGGGUGCAUCUGGGAUUCUAAAUAAAAAGUAGGUCCCUUGAAGUUAAAAAUGCAAGUCAAGAUGUCCUCCGGAUCAUGUUUAACUUAUGGUGUUUCAUUAAAAUGGAAAGAAUGUUAUGUACCUAAAUCAUGGUUUACAAUAAAGUUUUGACUUAAUAAAGAAAUGUCCCUAGCUCUCUUCACUUCAUUACCUGCAUAUUGGAUUUAUUUAAGAUACAGUACAGUUAACUGGCGGGAGCAGAUACUGCAAAGGGGUUGAAUCUGGUCAUCCAAUGGUCAUUUCUUAACUAUUUUAUUAAAGAUGGCCCCACAUGAAGAGCAGUGAGGGAGUCCAAUGUAAAUUGACUCAGUGCAUGAGUUACACCUGAGACCUGGUUCCCUUUCUCCAGGUAGGGUUGCUGCAGUCAGUAAAGCAGUUGAAGCUGACAAAGGCGUUCCCAGCCACAGAGACCAUGUGUGUACACAGAGAUGGUGUCAGUUGUAGGAUAACCCCCUAACCUGUACUUGGUACUUCAGGAAAGGUAUAACACAGGCAUCCCCAAACUUCGGCCCUCCAGAUGUUUUGGACUACAAUUCCAAUCAUCCCUGACCACUGGUCCUCUUAGCUAGGGAUCAUGGAAGUUGUAGGCCAAAACAUCUGGAGGGCCGCAGUUUGGGGGUGCCUGGUAUAACAUCAUCUAAGACAGGUUGAAUAUCUCCAUCCAGAAUUAGAGUUCCUAAUCAACAGCUUGUCUAGAUGAAGCUUCAGCUUGUUUGCCUUCAUUCAUAUCUCCUUCCCCUCAGCUGUACUUAGCAAGGGCUACUUCUUGCUUUUGGAAUUCAGCUGGAGAGAGUAGUAGAAAUUGAUAUUAAAAUGGCCCAGAAGAUUGACUUUUUGCUGAGGAGAAUUAGCAACUAGAAAGUUCAAGCACCUCAUUUUCCCCACUUCAAUUUUCUCCACAGUGAGUGUCCCUACCCCAACAUUAUGGAGCAGUGGGGGAAAGACUCCUUUUUACCUUCAUUACAACUAGUUCUGCCCUACUGGCUUUCCAUGAG
Zootoca vivipara (common lizard) is the source of this 6044-nucleotide messenger RNA. It is a transcript of the gene STIMATE, whose product is annotated as STIM activating enhancer. The record is from RefSeq and is a predicted model, not a curated record. Gene Ontology annotation, cellular component: membrane; cortical endoplasmic reticulum. Gene Ontology annotation, molecular function: calcium channel regulator activity. Gene Ontology annotation, biological process: activation of store-operated calcium channel activity. NCBI's taxonomy places the organism in Eukaryota, Metazoa, Chordata, Lepidosauria, Squamata, Lacertidae.